GGUGAGACUAGCGCUGGAAAAAGCAGUGUCAUUAAUCUCAUCUUGGGAGAAGACCUUCUUCCCUCUAAAACAUUGAGUACCACGUCCACAAUUUGCGAGCUGAAAUAUGGAGAAAAGCCGAUGGUUGGUGUACACUACAAGCCUACUGGAACAAAAAUUCCUGAACCAGCAUUCCACGAGUUGAAUAAUGGAAGGAAAACCUUCAAAGAACAAAUAGAAAAGUUUGUGUAUGCCAAAGAAGAUCGAGAGAAAGCACCUUACGAGAAAAUUGAACUGUUUUUUCCGCACCCUUUGUUUAAGGUACUAACGAAGUUGAUAGACUAAGCAAAAAAGUUCUGACAAAACUUCGGUAUUAAAAAAUUCAGGACCAAAAAGUAAACCUCUGCAGGUAGCUGUAUGGAAUUAACUAUAAAGUUAGAUUAUGGAGAUUGAAAAUGCUUAUUUCUGCAAAAAAAUUAGCGGUGUGUGAGGUGAAAGUAAUUCCAGUGAAACGGACUAAUGAAUGCUUGUUCCAAAUUCCAUGGCUUUUUCGGUUACUAUGCAUUAAAUAAAGGUGCGAGAAUCUUAGUAAGGUAGUGGCUUACCAUGACGAAAUUUUGAAAAAAAAAAACUUUUGAGAAAUGCUGGUCAUGGUAAAUAAUAUUUCAAUAAACUCAUCUACAAUAAUAACCCACAUAAAUAUUAUAGGGCAGCGAAUCUUAUUACAGAUUAAUGUUUCAAUUUCAGGAAAAUGUAAUGAUCGUUGACAGCCCUGGUGUAGGAGAAAGCGAUGUCAUGAGUAGUUUUGUUCUCAACUACCUGCCGCGGGCCUUUUGUUUCAUGUACGUUCUCUGUACGUCCAAUGCUGGAGGAAUUCAGCCCGACAGGGUAAGGACAACAAACACUGGGUAUUAAAAACCUAAUCAAAACUAUAACAAAAUACUCGAACGUGACUGGUUAUCACCAGCCCGAUUUGAGCACUAAAUUUAAGAAAGUGUCCGCCUCACGCUUGUAAUUGGACAGUGUAAUAGGACAGUUAAAUGCACAGUUAACCAGUUGCCAGUAUAACUGGACAGAAGGGGGCGCCAGUUUAACUUUUGUUUUUUUAUGAAAACAGAUAACCGACGUCUAGUUUCUUUCUCGAAUUUUGUCAUGGUUUUGAUUAAUUACAGAAAGGUCUUAGUGUCCUUCAAUUCUGUCUGUAAUCAUACUCGUGAUUAAAAAUAGCACUCCCGCUUCGCGGUCGUCAGAUUUUUUAAUAACUCAUAUGACUACAGACCGAAAUUGGACUCCACUGGGUCCAUUACCAUUCAUAAUAAGUUUAGAAGAGGUCCAUUAAAAGUGGGCCUCACAUCCACAGGAGAAUGAUACCUAAGAAUGAUGACAAAGUACUGUUUCAUUAUUGCUUUCUGUAAUUCCUUAAAAAUAGAAGUUGUCCUAAAUCUCAGUUUCAGCUUUGAGCACUGUUUAAAAAUGUCAGAGAGAUAAUAGAAAUGGUCUUCACCAUGCUCAUUAGUAUGGUGAGAUGCUUCUUUCCCACUUGAUUAUACUUAUGUAGACCCAACGCUGGACCAACGCAUUAGAGAGGUUCUAUAUUUUAUCAACUCUUUAAUAUCAUAAAUAGUCAACAUCAAUUUAAACUGAUUAGUCUUUUUUUUUUAGAGGAAUAUAACAUCCUUAUCAGUCAUAUUUUCAAGUAUGUGUCGCCAGACACUGUACGGCUCUUCGGUUCGCUUACUUUAUAAAGCAUCAAAACUGGCAACACAAAUUGCUGAUUGGUUUUCAGCCGGUGCAUUGCAUUUACAAAUUCUCCAAAAAAAUUAUGAAAUAUUACUUGGGAGGAAGGGGAUGGGUCAGCAUACAUUUUGUUUAUUAAGUCGUACUUGACAUUCCACACUGCAUACAGGAAGCUGUUCGUAAAAGUUUUUUCCACGCACGUUGGAUAAUAAACACAAUAGUCUCUAUUAUGUGCUAAAACAUGCACUUAUGUUUGUCCUUGGACAUUGUCUGUUCCUCGUAGUUCACAAUUUUCCUCGAGCUUCGCUCUCGGAAAACUGUUCGCAUUUUGGAACACAUAAUGUCCAUGGACAAUUAUCCGUGGAUAUUUUUGCGCCAAAUAGAGGCUAUUGUUUAUAUAACGUAAUGAAAGGUAUUUUCCGAAGAAUCGCAUAGCCAAAGUUAAACUCGCGGUCUGUUGGCUAUCGAAGAGAAGAUAUUUAGCGUGGAAUUGCACUUGUGCAUGAAGGAAUAUUGCUGACGUGGGUCGCGAGCAAAAAUUGUUGCUAUCUUGAAAACAAAAAUGCAACUCGUGCUACGAAAAAUAUCACGUUGUAAAAGAACAAAUUUACAGAAAAUGAAUGUCUGCCAAAUUUUGAAUUAAAAUUAAAAUUUUUAGAAAAUUUGAGGAAACCUCUCACACUCAAAAUUACUAGAAAAAGCAUUGAAGAAAAAAGAAAAAAUGGCAGAGACGAGGGAAGAAAGCCAAACGACAGUUCUUGCCGAGGAAAACCAAACAAGCAUCGUUAAAGGAAACCAAACAGGUUGGUCACCUUUUGAAGAGCCAAAAACGAACAAACGCGUUCUUCAAAGUGAGCCAGAGUUCUUCCCCAUCUUGAAAUGAACUAAAAAUUCUUGGAGAGGUAUAAAAAAUCCUCUUUCGCUCGCCACAACGAGAAAGUAAGAAAAUCCUGUGAACACGGCCUAGAAAAUGGCAAGCAAUAGUUCAACCGAGCGAGACGAAGAAGCGACAACGGAAGAAGUGCCAAGGUCGAUUGUCAUAUAUAAAGUAGAAGGACUAAAUACCUUUAAUAGCGAUGUUAAAUUUUCAAUGCUUUCGCUUAGACACGUCAUUUCUUUCAGUUUUGUCAGCAAAGAUGUAAAAGGUUUAAAUCAUUUUCCUUCUCGAGCAAAUGAUUUGGAAAUUUGCAAAAAGAUGUUAGAGAUAAACAGCAUGUAAAUUCAGUGAAAUACCACUAUUAUUCUUAAGAUCGCGUGAAGCUUGUUUGAAAUUUUUGAAAACAAAUGUAAAAACAAGCACAAGGUACAAAUAAAGUUAUCGAACUUCGAUAACUUUAUAAUAACUUGAUAAUAAGAUUCAAACGUGUACGACUGACCUUGUUCCUAUUCGCUAACGCGUUGACAGUUCUGACAGUUGACUUUGAAAUGGCUUUUUGGGGCGUGAGCUCAGGACAAAAAAAAAACAAUACAUUACUGUUUCCUUUUUUUCUUAUUUUUAUUCAAUUACGAGGGAUUCGUGCGAUAUCGGUUUUUAGCGUGAAAUUUAACAUGGAAUUCACUCGUCAGGCAGUGAAUUUUUCUAUAAUAUCCCAUUAGUAAUUGGCUCUAUAUUUGCGAGCGCAGGAUAGUUGAAACAUUUCGUCUCAGACCAUAUUUGCCACGCAUAGGUGUAAGAACUAAUUAACUAAGAGUUGAAUAUGAAGUUUGUAAUGCUGUGUCAAUAUUCCUAGGUCUUAUCUGGUUUUUCUUUUGUCUUUUAAGUUGGGAAAGCUACUCAUGUGUGCUCAAAAUCUGAGGAAAAACGCCAACUUGGAUUUGUCACUUUCAGAUGCCUGUACGUUGUUUGUCUGCAACAAAUGGGAUUUGGUUGAGAACAAUGAAUGCGAAGAGGUGAAAAGGGAUACGGUCGAAAAGCUUACAAGAAUACUUGGUAACCUGGAUCCGAAAUCGCAGAUUGUCUAUUUGUCGUGCAAAACCGCGCAGUUAGCUCAGACCUAUGGGGUAGUGACAGAGGAUUUCAGUAACCUAAUAACAGGGAUUAGUAAUCUCUUAGUUUCGUCCAUGAAGAAUAAUCUGCAGAUGAAUGCUAGGUAGGUAGACUUCUGAAUAAUUCUAAGUUGAGGCCUUGAAUAUUUAUAUUGUAUCAAAUACCCAACAAAGACAAAGCCUCGAGAUGGAAGUUAAAGCUCGAUUAUAAAGUAGAAUUAGAAUAAAUAUGUCAUUAAGGAGACAUCAAUUAACUUUGUUCGUUUGUCGGACGAUAGAGUCACUUAUGAUGGAGAUGGCGACGUUUCGACUGCAAUACUGCUUGUCUUGCGAGAACAUGACAGAGACAUGCGGUUUACUCGUGCUCAGACCUCUUGCGGUUUCGGAGCGGGCUAACGAAACGGGGUAUAUUCCUAUUUGGAGUUAGGUUAAGUUUAUUGAUCGUGACCCCACUGGUACACACGUAGGGUCAAAGAGGCUAUCCGUAUAAUACUUCAUCCCAACAACAUCAAUAGGGAUAUCGGAAUCGACAUUCCCGAAGUUUGGAUACCCACGAUCAAACAACACAACAGCCGAUUUAUGAGAACCUAUGAGGGAACACCAUUUAACAACCGGAAUAAUAAUGAGGAUCGAAAUGCACUAAUAGCAGCGUAACAACGUGCUACAAAUAGCGUCACGUAAGCAAUCGACCUCAUCGCCUGAUGAAGAUUAGUAGUAUUGCAGUCGAAACGUCGCGAUCUACGUCGUAAGUGACUCUAUCGUAAGAUAAACGAACAAAGUCCAUGUCAUAUGCAUUGGUAUGGUUAUUUUAAUUGUCUAGCAGUUGUAAUUAUGACAUCAAACAAUUUUUUAUAUGCUUAUUCAUCAGAUGGCUAGAGGAUCUCCUCGAUCGCAUGUCUCGUCAAGUCCGCAUAAAACUGAAGUCAGCAAAAAUGUCUCAUCAGAAAACAGAGGAAAAAAUCAAGAGAUUGUUAAGCCGCAUGGAAGAGCUGCAGAAUUCUCAGAAACGUAUAUUUGAUGAACUUAGCAAGCAUCAGUCGAAAAUAUUUGAAGACAUCCUCAAGAAACUAGCUUUGCACUUUAAUUCGGAGGGAACUUUUUCGCGUUUUUGCAACUGGUCUAAAGAUGAAGUACCCAAACCCCUUGGAACAUGGCAGGAUACAAAGAAUGAGGUGUUAAAGUACAUCUCAGAGAGAACACAUCAAUUUGUCCAGCGAUGGGAAAACGAAGAGAACGAAUUCGACAGAGCUCGAGUGUCAUUGAUCCAACAUUGUUGCAAAAAGUAUGAUAUAAUGGAGGAAGAAAUGCGCGAAGUAGCGGAAGAUUUUUUUUUCGUCGACGAGGCGGAGGGUGACCUUCCACAGGACGAGGGUGAAGAAAAUUUGAAACGAUCUAAAGUACGAGGAAGAUUGAAAACGAUUACUGCUCCGCCAUGGCUUCGGCAAGGAUUGGCACCAGUGGUGGUAGGGUCUCCACUUAGCAUGCUCAGAACCAAACUUAAAAAGAAGCUCCAUCACAAAACCAAACUGGAAAGGUUCCGCGAUGAUCCAUGUGCCUACAUGUCGAAGCGAUCACGAAAAUGUCUCAAAGUUAUUUCUACUCAAGACCGCUUGCUUCCGUUCAUCAACGAACAACUGGAAGACGCCGUACUGUACCUGGGACAGAUCAAGAAGAAGAUUCCAAAGCUGAGGGAAGGUGACGAGCUGAUCUAUCAACAGCUACUUGAAGACAAGAGAGGCAAUACUGAGAUUCGGAGGAUCUACGAGCCUUUAAACGACGAGCUGGAAUCUCUGAGACGGGGUUUAACUGUAUACUCUCUGCGAGAGAUCAGGCAGUCGGAUUUUGCAAGAGAAGAGUUAGAAUGCGAUUUCGGAAAUCCUGUCAUUGGACGAGGCAGCUUCUCGAUAGUGUUCAAAGGCGUUCUUCGUCGCAAAGAAUCGCCAGAGAUUAUCGUGGCCAUCAAGAAGUACAUUGACCCGCUUACCAGUAAAAACGUGUGGCAUUUCGUAGACGAGGAAUGUGCUUUAAGGUACGUGUAUCAAAAGACCAUUUUCUCUCAUGCAGUUGUGUUCAUUUCACAGUACAACUGUCGUGCGUGGUGUCCUAUACCAAAUUUUGCAUGGUGUCUAGAGCUGAAAAUGCUAUAGCUUGCUACACAUGCGAUUGAAAAACGAUUGUGUCCCUGCUGCCUAUAAGUUUAAUAGCAAUGAGCCUCUUAUCUUUGUCUUAGAAAACUGCGCCAUCCAAACAUUGUGGGUUUCUAUGGAACCAAUUUGCACCACAGCCCCAAAGGUACUGAAGUGAUGAUCGUCCUCGAGCUUUGCAGUUGCUCUCUCAGAGAUCGCGUACUUGCCCAUCCCGAGGAUUCACCCGCUCGAUCGUCGAACGACUCAGUCAAGAAAAAGGUCUUAUCCUGGGUACAACAUAUCCUAGAGGCCUUGCAUUACAUCCACUCAGAAGGAUUUGUUCACCGAGAUUUAAAGCUGGAAAAUCUGCUGGUAAAUGUGUACUGAGUGAACUUUGAUUUCCCAGUUAAGGUGUCAGUUAACUGUUUUUACCGACAUGUAUAGGGCUAUUUCCUUUCCUCAGUAAAACAUAGCCUUUUUGCCCCCCCCCCCGACCAUUUUUUCGAAAAUAUUGUAGUCGUGCUCUUUACUAGUUCAAGAGUGGAUUUUUUUUUGGGGGGGGAGGAGAGGCAAUUUUGGUUUCUAGUGGCUGGAAAUGAUGUCUUGGUGAUGAAAAUUGCGUGCUUUUCAUUAAGGAAAUCAGCCACCCGUUUUCCUACAAUUUUGCGUGAGAUCUCAUGCAGAAGAUUGCAUGCCAUGUAAACAAAAUUCAUUGGUCGACCUUUGUCGCGGCACCUGGUGUUCAUUACCAUGAAACAUGAUCUUGCAGUCAACGAAAAAAGCACCAACGUGACAUUAAGUCAUUUAUUGUUUCCCUGGUUCAUUACGAUUCUUUGUGACUGAGUUUCAUAUUUCAUUAUAGCUGACACAAGGCGAGCAAGUGAAACUUGCAGAUGUAGGAGUCGCUAAACAUGAAAAAGAAAUAACAGGUACAACAGUCGGCACCUAUCUGUACCUGGCCCCUGAAGUGUGUGAGGGUCGAAUUUACAACAGCAAAGCUGACAUGUAUAGUUUUGGCUUCCUACUUUGGGAAAUAUGGUAUGGUGAGACAGCUUUUCAAACGGCGAUGACAACCUGCGGAUUGCACCAGCUCGAAAAGGUGAGACAGGGCUGUCGACCUACUCACAUCAAAGGCACAAAUCAUCCAUAUGAAAUAUGGCAACAUGUCAUGACUACUUGCUGGAAUGAAAAUCCACGUGCCAGGCUGACAGCAAGAAAAGCACUGGAACGUUUCAAAGAGUUAAACGAGGCUAAGAUUCAACCCAAACUGAAACCAGUACCGCUACCGAGGACACGCCUAUGUGUCACGCCUACGCCAGCUAGAAGACCAAAUAAGAAAGGUGGAGCGUCUGUUUCUUACCGAAAAAAAGCAGAGGCGGAGAGCGUUCACUUUGAAUUAAAAGAAAAGAAGUAA
This is a messenger RNA of Pocillopora meandrina, 7242 nucleotides long. NCBI's taxonomy places the organism in Eukaryota, Metazoa, Cnidaria, Anthozoa, Scleractinia, Pocilloporidae. The record is from the annotation of a GenBank genome assembly.